GCCCGAGUCCGCUCCAUUGCCUGUCGCUGCCGCUAUCCGUGGGAUUUUUUUUCCCUCCCGUUGCUGUCGGGAGGCCCCUCGCUGUGCUGCUCGGCGCUGUCUCAGUCCCAGUGAUGCUCGGGGUGGUGCGAAGCGCACCCGGCACGGGCGGUGAGGGACCGGCGCGGUGCGGACCCGCCGUCACUUGGCGUGCUGGGGAGGCCGGGGAGAGUUACCCAGCGCUGCAGGCUUGGAAUGCUGAAGUUACUUUCACUUUUACAACGGGACGUGGUUAUCUCUGUGGCUGAGCCUGAGCACACACCGGGAGGCAUGCAGAAGAGCUUCUGGCCUGCCAGAGAUCACCAGGCUGUUUGCUCACAGCCCUGACUCGCACUGUCUCCGGGCAGGGCAGUGCACUUCCCCUGGCAACAGGCGCUUCUAUUCUUAUGGGACGCCUCUGUGUGAGGGAAAUUUGCUUCACUGCAGGUUUGGGCUUUACCAUGCUCCGAGCCUUUAGUCACACAAAUGGUAGGUGUGUGUUCCACCAUACUAAGUGCUGGCAUCAUCGUAAGUCUGUGCUGGCAAUCAGGAGAGAAGAUGUUAAUGCAUGGGAAAGAAGAGCACCUCUAGCACCAAAGCAUGUUAAGGAAUUGACAAAGAUGGGAUAUAAGGUCUUGGUGCAGCCAUCAAACCGGAGAGCCAUCCAUGAAAAGGAGUACAUCAAAGCAGGUGCCAUCAUUCAAGAAGAUAUUUCUGAGGCUUCUCUGAUAAUAGGUGUGAAGAGACCUCCAGAGGACAAAUUGAUCCCUAAAAAGAACUAUGCCUUCUUCUCUCACACUAUUAAAGCCCAAGAGGCAAACAUGCCCCUUCUGGAUGAGAUUUUAAGACAGGAAAUUCGACUGUUUGACUAUGAAAAAAUGGUUGAUCAUAAAGGAAUGCGAGUUGUGGCCUUUGGAAAGUGGGCUGGUGUAGCAGGAAUGAUCAAUAUUCUACAUGGAUUAGGUUUACGAUUUUUAGCCCUGGGACAUCACACUCCCUUCAUGCACAUUGGGAUGGCACACAACUACAGGAAUAGCAGUCAGGCUGUGCAGGCAGUACGAGAUGCCGGGUAUGAAAUUUCACUGGGAUUGAUGCCAAAGUCAGUGGGGCCCUUAACAUUUGUGUUUACAGGCACUGGUAAUGUUUCUAAGGGUGCUCAAGAAAUGUUCAACGCCCUCCCAUGUGAGUUUGUGGAACCACAUGAGUUAAAGGAAGUUUCCAGAUCUGGAGACAUCAGAAAAGUCUAUGGGACAGUGUUAAGUCGUCACCAUCAUCUUGUAAGGAAACAUGAUGGAAUAUAUGAUCCAGUAGACUAUGAUAAACAUCCAGAAAAUUACACUUCUCGCUUUCACAUUGAUGUUGCACCCUACACAACUUGUUUAAUUAAUGGCAUAUACUGGGAGCAACAUACUCCUCGCUUGCUAAGUCGACAGGAUAUUCAGAAGCUGCUGGUGCCAAUUAGAUCUGCUGAUGGUGCAACAGAGGGCUGUCCUGAGUUACCACACAAACUUCUGGCAAUAUGUGACAUUUCAGCAGACACUGGAGGAUCUAUAGAAUUUAUGACGGAGUGUACAACAAUUGAUAAUCCAUUUUGUAUGUAUGAUGCUGACCAGCAUAUUACUCAUGACAGUGUGGAAGGCUCAGGGAUUCUGAUGUGUUCCAUUGACAAUUUGCCAGCUCAGCUUCCUAUAGAAGCAACAGAGUACUUUGGCGAUAUGCUUUUCCCGUAUAUAGAAGAGAUGCUGUUAUCAGAAGGCUCAGAACCUCUUGAAAAACAGAAUUACUCACCUGUUGUUCGAGGUGCAGUGAUUGCAUCCAACGGUUCACUGACACCUAAGUAUCAAUAUAUCCAGAAACUGAGAGAGAGCAGGGAACAGGCUCAGUCACUAAAGAUGGGUGAUGAGAAGAAGGUUUUAUUGCUCGGAUCUGGGUAUGUUUCUGGCCCUGUACUUGAAUAUCUCACUAGAGAUUCCAACAUUGGCAUCACAGUUGUAUCUGUCAUGAAGGAGCAACUUGAACAACUGACAAAAAAAUACAGCAAUGUUACUUCAGUUCAUAUGGAUGUUCUUAAGAACGAGGGAAAGCUGUCCUCUCUGGUGAAGAAACAUGACCUUGUGAUCAGUUUGCUACCUUAUUCAGCACAUCCUUUCGUUGCUAAGAAAUGUAUUGAGAACAAAGUGAACUUGGUAACAGCCAGCUACUUAACACCAGCUAUGAAAGAACUCCAGGAGAGUGUAGAAGCUGCUGGUAUUGCAGUUGUCAGUGAAAUGGGUUUGGAUCCUGGUCUUGACCAUAUGUUGGCAAUGGAAUGCAUUGACAAGGCAAAAGAAGUUGGUGCUACGGUUAUAUCCUACACUUCUUUCUGUGGUGGCCUGCCAGCUCCGGAGCAUUCUGACAAUCCUCUGAGAUACAAGUUCAGCUGGAGUCCACAAGGAGUGUUGCUGAAUACAGUUCAGUCUGCUACAUAUUUAAAAGAUGGAGAGAUUAUCAAUAUUCCAGCUGGAGGAGCAUUACUGGAUUCUGUUACUCCGAUGGAUUUUUUCCCAGGAUUAAAUCUUGAAGCUUUUCCUAACAGAGACAGUACAAAAUAUGCUGAGCCAUAUGGUAUUCAGACAGCUCGCACUUUACUGAGAGGCACCUUAAGAUACAAAGGAUUCUCCAAAACUAUGGGAGGCUUUGUAAAACUAGGAUUAAUUAACCCAGAUCCUUACCCUUUGCUAAGCUCAACCACCCCACCUCUAACCUGGAAAGAGCUCAUGUGCAAACUGCUUGGAAUUAAGUCUCCCGUUGAGCACCACGUUCUUAAAGAAGCUGUAUUUAGCAAACUGGAAAAGGACAAAAGUCAGCUGGAGGCAGUGGAAUGGCUAGGUUUACUGGGAGAUGAACCAGUUCCAGCAGCAGAUUCCAUUGUGGGGGCUCUUGCAAAGCAUAUGGAGAUGAAGCUGCCCUUUGGCACUGGAGAGAGAGAUAUGAUUAUUAUGAGAAAUGAAAUAGGUCUCAGGCAUCCUUCUGGUCAUUUGGAAGACAAAUUUAUUGAUCUGGUUGUCUACGGGGAUAACAAAGGACAUUCUGCAAUGGCUAAAACAGUCGGAUACCCUGCGGCUAUUGCUGCUAAGAUGGUUCUAGAUGGUGAAAUAACUACCAAAGGCAUGGUUAUACCCUUGACGAAGAAUGUGUAUGGACCAAUACUUGAACGUGUUCGGGCAGAAGGCAUUGUGUACAGUACUCGCAGUGUUAUAAAACAGUAACUGGAAGCAGUGCAUUUAAUCAGGUUUUGACUUUGUUUGGUUCCAACCUCUGCCCCUCCCUUUAAGAAUCUCAAUUUGGACCAGCUAAAGGCAGCACCUGCUGUUUCAUACACAGAUGUUGCCUUCCAUAAAACCUGCUUUUAUGUAGAAACUGUAGAUACUCAUGAAUUGUGGUAUUUUCCUCUGAAAACUGCUAAGCUUUCAUGUACAUGUUUCAGCAUCAAUCAGAACUUUCCUUAGAUCUUUUCUAAAACAUAUUGAAAGGGUUGGGUUUGGUUUUUCUUUUUUUUUAUUAUAGUUUAUCUUCCAACUCUAUAGGGUUAUUAAGGCAAUUUUAAACUGAAAGAAUGAUCUGUUAGUGGAUUCUCUUUUGAUGAAAAGGUCUAGUUAAUAAAUUUAAUUGAUGAAGUUUUAUUGUUCAUGUGGUAAAAAUUUUUCAGAAUAAUGGAGAUGGAAGUGAUAUUUUAAAUUUUAAGUGUAAUUGUUCCUUUCCCUUUAACAGUAUUUUUGAAUGUUUUCACGAUAAUAAUAUGCAAGAAAUAGUUUAGAAAUUCUACACUACUAGAAAAUAAGAUCUUGUUAAAUCUUAAAAAUGUUCAGUUCUUAAAUAUUUCAAACCUAGAUCUUAAUAUUUUUUUAAUCCCUAUAUAAUGAGUGUAAAUUUAAAUUAAUUGGAGGAGGGGGGAAGUUUAAAGAAAGCUUCCUCCUCAUACCCUUUCCUGUUACAGAGUGGAAGCUGGCCGCAAUAUGUUGAAAUAUCUGCUGUUUCAUGUUGCCUUGUGCUGUGGAGAGAGCACAUUAGCAUUUAGCUGGGCAGCUAGGUAGGGCAUUCUACAGUUAAUGCAAAAAUACAACAGUUAAUGUGCUUAGAAGCUGCUCCAAAUGACAUUUACCCUUUUCACUUACACUAUGUGCCUUGUCCAGGUUAAGUACUGUUACAAAGGGAAUAGACUGUGCAGCUUUGAAAUGCAGUAGGCUUAGAAUUUUAAAUUGCCACUUUUUAAGUUAGCUUCCGUCCUUCUGCUGUCAGGCUUUUCAAGUAUUCAUUUGGGAGCCUAUGCAUAUUAUUCAGUACAGUGCCACUUUAAACUGAUGGGAGUUUGCCAGUGGGCCAACUCACUUGCUGCUGAGUGCUGUGCUGCACAGAUGUGCCAGCUCCCCUCUAGCUGCAGUUUAGUCACAUCAAUCCAGAACCGAACUUUAGCCCAAGUGCAGCUUCUCUGUAACAAAGCAGCAGUUGCCUCCUUCCAGUUCAGGGCUGCUUCUCUGGCUUUUGCUUAGGGAUUUCUACACUACCUUGCAAUGCAAGCAUAGCCUAAACUUCACAGUUAGGUCUGUGAGGUGUAAUGCUGUGGGCAGAUAGUAUUUGCACUGGUGCCUGUGCAGCUGCCUAGAACUUCCCUUUUCUAAAGCUGAAUACUGAUGCUGGAAGCUGUCUGCUUUCAACUUUGCUCACAAGUGCACUUUGCUGAUAAAAGCACAGCCUUUUACCUCCUGAGAACCAUAGUGCUGUAAUUACAGUUCUGAGGUGAUGGAAUUCCAGGUGUUGUUUUGCACAGUAGGAAGAGCAGCCAUAACAAUAAUUCAAGUUUGGAUCUCCAAAUUUUACUACUCAGGAUUUGGAUUUUCUCUGUGUAGAUACAAUGAAGUAGCAAUUGCAACAGCUAGGUGAAAGGAGCCAAAGGGAGAUGGAAGAAUGAAGGGCAGAGUAUUAUUUCAAAGAGAAGGGACUUUUUAUACUAAACCAUUGAGUGCUUUUGUAAUGUCAAAUUUUGAUUCUGUUAAAGUGCAAUGCAUACAUCAGAUGUAAUUCUGUUACAGUGCCAUGCAUAUAUUGGACAAAAUCCUGGAUCCACAAAGUUGCUUUACUUCUCACUGACCUUACAGGCUGCUGGUCUGUUGUAUGGCUGGUGUAGGCAGCUGGGCUAAGGAUGGAUCCAAUGAAUGUUCUGCUCUCUGCUGCUUCCUCCUUCACCAAGUAGAUUAAAGGCCUACACCUAAGGGUUAAAGUUAUACUUGUAUCUACUGGUCCAUUCCAGCCCAGUGCUUGGAGACCAGGAUUUUAGUUUAGAAUUCUCUGAUCCCUACCUUAGCUCCUAAGUACACAACCUGUAUAUAUGCAUGCACUGUACUUGCUUUUCUGCCUUGGAAAUGCAGUAUGCCAAGAAAAUUGGAAUUUUUUAGAAGUAUCUGAUAUUUUUGGAGCACUAAAGAAUGAGCACUACAGUGUUUCCUUCAAGAAACACUGCUACUAUUUUUGAAACAUUUUGUAUCAAAGUAUAUUUCUGUUUCCCAGUGCAAUGCUGCAUUUUGUUUUCUACAUUUAGAGUUAAAUGAAUUUAUUGUUCUUCUUUUUGUAUGAAGAUUAUACUUCUCAGUUCUCUUUGCAUAUUAUUGGAAAGAUAAUUGUAUCUAAUACACAAGAUUGCUUGAAAAAUAAAUUUGAAAUCCUCUGUUUUGUGUUCUUGUAAUUUUUACAGCCUAAUGAGAUGUACAAGAAUGGGAUUUGGUUUUUUACAUAGGUGGUUAUAUUGAAAGGGUGUCUACACAUUUUUCAUGUACAUGAAAUACCUUGGCAUACUUCUUGCUAGAUGCACGCAAGAAGAUUCUUCAAGGAUUGUUUAAGCAUCCCCGUCUAUAUAAUUAUAUACAUAUAUACAUAGGUAUAUCUAUAUCUAGACAUAAUUUUUACCUAUAAUCUUAAUAGAUUUUGCUUAGUAAGUUUUGGUUUUGGGUGAAAUAAAGACAAGAUAAAAUACAAUAAAAAUUUAGCUAUGUUAGUAAAAUUUAGAUAUGUUAAGUGUGACUUUGCAAAAUUGUAACUACUUGAAAGAAGGUUGCUGCCCAAACUGUGGGCAGUUAAGAUAAAGCUAGCUUAUGUAAACAAAGGGGACUGUCAGGGAAAGCGGAAAAGACCUGUAGCACGUAGCAUCACAAGGGAGACAGAAGAGGGGUAGAGAGGAAACCUAAGCUGUUUGAAAUGAUAAAACUUUAUGUAACUACUCCAUAGUAAUAAGAAUAGAAAUUUAGGCAACCAAAUGUCUAUUUAGAUAAAGCAGAUUUCGUAAAGAGUGUGUAUGAUAGAUAAUUUUGAAACUCACUCCUUCAAAUGUAUAAAAAGCUGUUGUGUUUCUUUUCUUGGUGGAAUGCAUGGGCCGGGGGGGCAAAACCCCCUGCAUCUUCCAGACCGUCAUAAAAGUGUGCUUUACAUAUCAUUUAAGGAUUUCUUUGAAUCAUGGGCACAAGGACAACUACUAAAUUGGAAAGGCACAGAACAGUAGAUGUAUGAUAUUUCCCUGUGCCCCAGGAAGGCAUGAAACUUGGUGUCUCAUGGCCUGUCUUGGCUUGAGGGCCUUGCUUAGCUAAAUAUGUGGCUUCUGCUAUCACUGCCUAGGCCAAAAGGCUCGUAAGCUCUUCAUUCACAUCUGGCUCCAAGGAACAGGUUGUCAUUGUGUGUCUCUCAUUUUUUUCAUUUUGGAAUUUAAGCUAGUGCCAGUUCUUCCUGACAUGUAAGAUUCCAGUUUCUUUCUGAGAUGGAGGUGCUUGAGCUCCAUUACACUCAGGCUGCCUUUCUUGCCUCUGUUUCACACUCUCUCAGCCUCAGCUCUUCCUACAGGUGAGAGUUAUAUCCCUUUGAGGGACUGGAGUACAAAAGUGGCCCUGCUGGACAAAGGGUGUAAGCUCAUAGCACAGUAGCUGUUUAAGGUAGAAAAAAUGGGCUAUAUCGGUUUUGAUUAUGCUGGAAAAGAAGAAAAGAAAAGGCGGGGAAGAAAAAAAGGAAUUUAUCUUUGAGUGUCC
Molecule: messenger RNA, 7064 nt
Organism: Myiozetetes cayanensis
Lineage: Eukaryota; Metazoa; Chordata; Aves; Passeriformes; Tyrannidae
Gene: AASS
Product: aminoadipate-semialdehyde synthase
Exons: 24
Coding region: 426-3266 (946 amino acids)
Cellular component (GO): cytoplasm
Molecular function (GO): saccharopine dehydrogenase activity
Source: RefSeq, a predicted model, not a curated record